Messenger RNA from Parus major (Great Tit), 850 nucleotides. RefSeq names its product Sin3A associated protein 18 (gene SAP18). Gene Ontology annotation, molecular function: transcription factor binding; transcription corepressor activity. Bases 24 to 527 code for a protein of 167 amino acids. The record is from RefSeq and is a predicted model, not a curated record. The transcript is spliced from 4 exons. NCBI's taxonomy places the organism in Eukaryota, Metazoa, Chordata, Aves, Passeriformes, Paridae. Gene Ontology annotation, biological process: negative regulation of DNA-templated transcription. Gene Ontology annotation, cellular component: nucleus.
CCCACCGCCCCUGCUCUCGCGAGAUGGGCGGUGCGCGGCGCGACAUCCGGGAGCGGCGCGGCAAGAUGGCGGUGGAGUCGCGGGUGACGCAGGAGGAGAUCAAGAAGGAGCCGGAGAAACCGAUCGACCGCGAGAAGACGUGCCCGCUGCUGCUUCGGGUCUUCACCACCAACAAUGGGCGGCACCACCGCAUGGACGAGUUCUCCCGCGGCAACGUGCCCUCCAGCGAGCUGCAGAUCUACACCUGGAUGGAUGCAACUCUGAAAGAGCUGACCAGCUUAGUGAAAGAAGUUUAUCCAGAAGCACGGAAGAAGGGCACACAUUUCAACUUUGCAAUUGUUUUUACAGACCUCAAGAGGCCUGGCUAUAGGGUGAAGGAGAUCGGCAGCACCAUGUCGGGCAGGAAGGGCACAGAUGAUUCCAUGACAUUGCAGUCUCAGAAAUUCCAGAUAGGAGACUAUUUGGAUAUAGCAAUUACCCCUCCGAAUCGUGCACCACCCCCAUCAAGCCGCAUGAGACCUUACUAAAGUCUUACUUCUCUUUGUAUGAUUACAUAUUCUGAUUACUCCUACUUGCUGUUCUAAAGCAGGCUUAUUUUUUUGCUUUUGUUGCCAAGUACCUGAAGACAAAGCUGAGCAUUGUAGAAGAAAGUUAACCCUUAAACAUUAACUUCUAGUUUGUUUAGAAGAAACCCCCUUCAGCAGCACCAUCAUCCUAUCCCUGAUUGUUAUAGUUUGAGUAGUAAGUUAGUGUGUCCAGUGUUCUGAAGACUUCCAUGAAAUAUGACCAGGAGGGUUACAGGUGUUCUGUAGUUCUGUCUUGUUUGGAAUAAAAAUGGAUGUUACUAAUC